This is a messenger RNA of Desarmillaria tabescens, 540 nucleotides long. RefSeq lists its product as uncharacterized. NCBI's taxonomy places the organism in Eukaryota, Fungi, Basidiomycota, Agaricomycetes, Agaricales, Physalacriaceae. The coding region runs from base 191 to 352 and encodes 53 amino acids. The transcript has 4 exons. The record is from RefSeq and is a predicted model, not a curated record.
UAUAGAUAUAUCGUGAGCUUGCUCCCAUAUAUAGAAGACGACCGGUUACAGGUCUAGGUGUCGGAUAUUUCCGCGGAUGUGGUAAGUUUCCAGUUUCCAAUUUCUAUGAGAUGAGUGAUAAGAAACGCAGAUAUGCUGGUCUGACGCUAAGGACGGUCAGUAUGGUGCUGACACAUCCGAAGGAGGCGUCAUGACUUGUGCAUUCAUCAAGUCGUCAAAGGAGAAUCCCGGGCAGUCCUAUCAAGAACUUCUCCACUCCAUCAGGAAGAUUAUCCAGAGUGAACGCUACGAGCAGAUUCCACAGCUGGAAAGUUCUCGUCUAAUGAACACUAGUCUCAAAUUUAUUUUAUGAACAUAUUGUAGUGGAGUGUCAAGUCCUACUAUACACGAGGAGCACGAACAGAGGGAGAUAUGGAACACCCAAGAAUAGAUAGAUAAUGUUCGUACUAAAUAUAUCAGGCUUUUGAACUACUGGAUAUAGUUGAUAUAGGAUCUGAUUUGUUACAAGUUUGUAGAUACAUAACAUUGCAGUAUGACACG